Molecule: messenger RNA, 1359 nt
Organism: Poeciliopsis prolifica (blackstripe livebearer)
Lineage: Eukaryota; Metazoa; Chordata; Actinopteri; Cyprinodontiformes; Poeciliidae
Exons: 6
Coding region: 219-1136 (305 amino acids)
Biological process (GO): proteolysis
Molecular function (GO): serine-type endopeptidase activity
Source: RefSeq, a predicted model, not a curated record
GUUGAAACCGUGACUCAGGGUUGAGCGCAGAUCGCGGGCUUUUGGGGGCGUAAACGGAUUCUUGCGUUUUUAGGAAAGUUUUCAGAAAAGUGACAGAAGUUUCUCAGCUUCAGUUUCUGCUGCGUCAUCACGGAGAGGGCCAGCCGCAGCGUUGGGACGAUUUAUUGAAAUAACCGUCUAAAAACUGAUUUGUUAAUGUAGGCUAUUUGUUCAUCAAAAUGGCGACGAAGUUUCUAUUUUCUGUCAUGUUUUUGUGCUUAACAGGGUUCUCCGAUGCGCAGGUUUGCGGCCGCCGUCCGGCGCUGAACGACAGGAUCGUGGGAGGCGUGGGCGCCUUCAGGGGGGCUUGGCCUUGGCAGAUCGACAUCCAGAAAGGCAAAACACAUGUCUGUGGCGGAUCCCUCAUCGCGGAGGACUGGGUGCUUUCAGCUGCACAUUGCUUCCCGGAUCCAUCCGAUAUGUCCUCUUACACUCUGUACAUCGGACGGCACCAGCUGGACGGGAACAACCCGCAGGAAGUGGCCCGUUCUGUGAAGCGCAUCGUGAUUCCACCUGCCUACGAAGACUCCAAACGGGGCAAAGACAUCGCUCUCCUGCAGCUGUCCAGCUCCGUGUCCUGGAACAACUUCAUCCAGCCUGUGUGUUUGCCUGCGCUGGGAACGUUGUUUCCCGCCGGGAUGAGCUGCUACGUCACAGGCUGGGGAAACGUCAGGGAAGACGUGCCUCUGUCAGGAAUCGGGACUCUGCAGGAAGUGCAGGUGCCAAUCAUCUCCCAGACUUCCUGUCAGAAAAUGUACCAAACGAAUCCGACGGAGCAGGUGGACAUUCUGUACGACAUGAUCUGUGCAGGAUACCAGCAGGGCGGCAGAGACUCCUGCCAGGGCGACUCAGGGGGGCCCCUGGUCUGCGACAUGGUGAAUGGCACCUGGGUGCAGGCGGGAGUGGUGAGCUUUGGACUUGGUUGUGCGGAUGAGAACCGGCCGGGUGUUUACACCAGGCUGACCAGCUACUCCGAGUUCAUCCGCUCCACAAUACCAGAGAUCCAGCUGUACGGAGGAGCGCGGCGGACUGCGUGUGAGUGGGUCGUUGUGUUGGCCAGCAGUCUGUCCAUAUUCCUGAUGCUAACUUCAAGAUAAAACUGUUUUUUUUAUGUUUGUGUUGGAACAAGAAACCCAAUAUGAAUGAAGGAGUUAUACAUUGUUUCUGACAGUUUUAAUCAAAUUUGUAAUUCUUUUUUCCUGUCUGCACAUUAAGCCAUAUGGAACUUUGUAGCCUGAUCUUGUUUUUAAUUAAAUUUGAUUAGAUUUUAAAUACGAAUGAGAAGUUUUAUUUGGAAUUAAAGAAAAAGUUUGAUUAAGA